AUGGAUCCGGCCUCGGUCGCUCCUCGGUCUGAUGCCGCCGAGUCGGACCAUCCACCGGCCAUCGCUACCGCUCACCUGGCCCGCUUCGAGUUCAGCGAUGAGGGAACCAAGAUCCUCAUGGUCGAGUGGCAGCCGGACGCUGAGGUGGUAGAGGUUGACUCCACUGUUGAUACACGAGAUGCUGCGGCCGCCGCGCCGCAUCCCGAAUCCGGCGCCGUGGCGUCUACUCCGGAGAAGCCUCGAGAUGGCCCCGGGCCCAACAUGGAUGCCGGUUGGGAGGUAUCAUGGCCGGGAAAGUCAACUCUGCUUCCCGCACGAGACGCAGAUCAAGACGGCAGCAAGCGUCGAGUGUACUUUCUCCUGCCCGAGGAUGUUCCUGUACCGCCGACCGUCACCAUCGCUCGUCGUGGCCGGUCCAGCCUGAUAUUGAAGCCGCUACCUGCCAUAUUUCCACCAGGCUUUGACGCGGAGCCUGGCUUGCGCGGUGUACUUCACACAUUAUGGGCAAAGAAGCGUCUACGAGAACUAGAUCACGAAAUGGACGACGAGAUGAGGACCAACUCCGAGAGUGUCGGACUUCAAAUGGCCCAUUCCGAAAAGGAAUGGAUUAUUGAGACCUUUCUAACGCCGUCAGUCCCCAGCUUGACGCUGCCGCUUUCGCCAAGGUCUCCCAUCACUGGCCGUCUUGGCGAGAAACUCAAAGGAUUGCGCUUGGCCACGUCGGCAGACGACCUGUUGCCCAGCCCAACCGCCAAUACGUUUAUGGGAGCAAAUGCUCCCUCGCUUACUUUGUCACCUGACGGAAAUGAUAUUGCUGUCCCUUCCUUUGCGGCCAUGUCACUCGAUGCCGUUGCCCGGGCCGACUUGCCCACCGCCAAAGGCGAUCAGGCAGAUACAGAAGACGAGCUUUUUGCCUUGCCCAUCAGCCCGCGAAGUCCAGAUAUGAAGAGAAGUCGCUUUGGCGUCUUCUAG
This is a messenger RNA of Akanthomyces muscarius, 972 nucleotides long. RefSeq lists its product as uncharacterized. The record is from RefSeq and is a predicted model, not a curated record. The transcript is spliced from 2 exons. Lineage: Eukaryota; Fungi; Ascomycota; Sordariomycetes; Hypocreales; Cordycipitaceae. The coding region runs from base 1 to 972 and encodes 323 amino acids.